Nomascus leucogenys (northern white-cheeked gibbon) is the source of this 3739-nucleotide messenger RNA. RefSeq names its product cysteine-rich PAK1 inhibitor. NCBI's taxonomy places the organism in Eukaryota, Metazoa, Chordata, Mammalia, Primates, Hylobatidae. The record is from RefSeq and is a predicted model, not a curated record.
UUACAAGCGUGAGCUACUGUGCCUGGCCUGUUACUGAUUUCUUAUUUCACUCCAUUAUGGCUAAAGAACCUAGAUUGUAUGAUUUCCCAUCUUUUGUAUGUAUUGAGAGUUAUGUUAUUGCAUACCAUAUUUUCUGUCCCAGAGUGUUGAAGAAUAUCUAUCCUGCUCUUGUUGGGUGGAGUGUUGUAUAAAUGCCUGUUGGGUCUGAUUGGUUUGUAGUGUUGUAUAGAUGCCUGUUGGGUCUGAUUGGUUUGUAGUGUUGUACAGAAGCCUGUUAGGUCUGAUUGGUUUGUUGUCUGAUUGUUUACAUCUUCUCUUCCCUUGUUGAUCUUCUGCCUAGUUAUAUUGAUAUUGAAUGUGAGGUAUUGAAUCCUUCAGUUUUGUCAGCUUUUGUUUCAUAAAUUUUGAAGCUCUGUUAAGUGCAUCUGUGUUUCUAUUUCUUUCUGAUGAACAGACCCUUUUAUCAUUAUGACAUGUCCUUCUUUGUCUCUAGUGAAAAAAAUGUUGUCUUUAAGUCCCAUUUGUAUGUUAUUAGUAUAGCCACUCAGGUCUUUUUUGAUUAUUGUUUGCAUGGUAUCUUUUUUCACCCUUUAACUUACAUUGUAUCUCUGAAUCUAAAGUGUGUUUCUUGUAAACAGCAUAUAGUGGGAUCGUGUUUCUCAUCUGUGCUGCUGGUCUCUGCUGUGAAUCUAAAGUGUGUUUCUUGUAGACAACAUAUAGUAGGAUCGUGUUUUUCAUCUGUCCUGCUGGUCUCUGCUGUUUGAGAGGGAUGUUUAAUCCAUUUACAUUCAGUGUGAUUACUGAGAAAGUUGGAUUUGUAUCUGCCAUUUCUAACUUUGUUUUCUAUAUUGUCUUUUUUGUCUUUUUUCCUUUAUUUCUCCAUUACUUUUUUGUGUUAAAUGGACAUUUAAUUCUCUUGUAACAUUGUAAUUUCCUUGUCUAUUUUACUGGGUUUUUUUAAAAGUAAUUUUCUUAGCAGCUGCUCUGAGUAUUACAGUAACAACGUAAAACCAAUCAAGUGUUCAGAUGAACUUAAUAAUGUACAAAAACCUUCACUUCCAGUAGCUUUGUUUCCUCUCAGCUUCUUAGUGCUGUAUUUGUCAUAUAAAUGCUACCUUUUAGAUUGUAAGUCUGUCCACAGUCUCGUAAUUAUUGCUUUAUGCAGUUGUCUUUUAAAUCACGUAGAAGAAGAAAAGAUGUACAAACAGAAAUGAGUAUCUGCUGUCUCUGUUGCUGGCUUUGCAGUUGUCUUUUUUGGUGUUCUUUGUGUGGAUUUGAGUGUGGUGUCUUGGACUUCAGCCUCAAGUAUUUCUUGUAGGACAGAUCUUCUAGCAAUGAAUUCUCUUUGUUUUUGUUUAUCUGAGAAUGUUGUAAUUUCUCCUUCUCUUCUGAAGAAUAAUUGUGCUGGAUAUGGCUGACUUGGUUGGCCCUCUUUUUCUUUCGGUCCUCUAUAGAUGUCAUUCCACCGCCUCUGGCCUCUGUAGUUUCCGUGGCGGGAGCACCACACCGUGUCUCAGUCUCUUUAGCUUCUGACUGUUUGACUGUGGUGUGCCUAAUUGUGGAUCUUUCAGUGUGUCCUACCUGCAGUUCUUUGAGCUUCUUGGAUAUAGAGAUUAAUAUUUUUUGUAGUCUGAUUGUUUACGUCUUCUCUUCCCUUAUUGAUCUUCUGCCUAGUUAUAUUGAUACUGAAUGUGGGGUAUUGAAUCUUUCAGUUUUGUCAGCUUCCUGUUCAGCCAGUGACUGGACAGAGAACCCCUUUAAGUGCUUUGCACCGGUAACUCUCACAGUUCUGCCGACACACAGUUCAUGGAUGGUGUGUGUGCCUUCAGCGCCCCAUCGCGGUUCCGCCGACAUGCAGUUCAUGUGUGGUCAGCGCUCCAGCAGGCAGCUGCCAACUGUGCCUUUGCCUUCACUUCUUACUUGCACACAGCCGCAAAGCCAGCCGGAGGUGAGGGCCAGGGCAGCUCAGGUUCCUCUCGGGCGCACACACAGCUCUGUGCCUGUGUGGGCACAGCCUUCCGUGCCUCCAGGAGUGUGGCAUAGCUUCUUGGCGGCCACUGUGGGCGUCUCGUUCCUCAGAUCUUCCUUUCAUAGUUAUGUAGUUGAAUUAUCAAUCUUUCUUGGCUUCUAAGUUUUGUGUUCUAGUUAGAAUGCUCUUCUCCACUCAAAGAUUAUAUUUGAAAUGUUACCCAUGUUUUCUUCUAGUACCUUUAUGGGUUUCAUUUUCAUAUUGAAAUCAUUGAUCUACUUCUAGUUUUUGAUACAAAAUGCAUGCCAGGAAACCCAGUUUUUAAAUUUCAAGUAGCUGUCCAGAUGUCCCUGCACCUCUUAUGCAUGAGCCCUCGCUUUGUGCCGAUUUGGAAUGCCCGCCUGCUCACACGUGCCCAUGUGGAGUGCCCGCCUGCUCACACACGUGCCCAUGUGGAGUGCCCGCCUGCUCACACGUGCCCAUGUGGAGUGCCCGCCUGCUCGCACGUGCCCAUGUGGAGUGCCCGCCUGCUCACGUGCCGAUGUGGAGUGCCCGCCUGCUCACACGUGCCCAUGUGGAGUGCCCGCCUGCUCACGUGCCCAUGUGGAGUGCCCGCCUGCUCACAUGUGCCCAUGUGGAGUGCCCGCCUGCUCACGUGCCAUGUGGAGUGCCCGCCUGCUCACGUGCCAUGUGGAGUGCCCGCCUGCUCACGUGCCCAUGUGGAGUGCCCGCCUGCUCACACGUGCCCAUGUGGAGUGCCCGCCUGCUCACACGUGCCCAUGUGGAGUGCCCGCCUGCUCACACGUGCCCAUGUGGAGUGCCCGCCUGCUCACGUGCCCAUGUGGAGUGCCCGCCUGCUCAGUGCCCAUGUGGAGUGCCCGCCUUCCACGUGCCCAUGUGGAGUGCCCGCCUGCUCAGCCAUGUGGAGUGCCCGCCUGCUCACACGCGCCCAUGUGGAGUGCCCGCCUGCUCACCGCCCAUGUGGAGUGCCCGCCUGCUCACACGCGCCCAUGUGGAGUGCCCGCCUGCUCACACGCCCAUGUGGAGUGCCCGCCUGCUCACACGCCCAUGUGGAGUGCCCGCCUGCUCACACGCGCCCAUGUGGAGUGCCCGCCUGCUCACACGCCCAUGUGGAGUGCCCGCCUGCUCACACGCGCCCAUGUGGAGUGCCCGCCUGCUCACACGCGCCCAUGUGGAGUGCCCGCCUGCUCAACGCGCCCAUGUGGAGUGCCCGCCUGCUCACACGUGCCGAUGUGGAGUGCCCGCCUGCUCGCACGCCCCAUGUGGAGUGCCCGCCUGCUCGCACGCGCCCAUGUGGAGUGCCCGCCUGCUCGCACGCGCCCAUGUGGAGUGCCCGCCUGCUCGCACGCGCCCAUGUGGAGUGCCCGCCUGCUCACACGCCCAUGUGGAGUGCCCGCCUGCUCACACGCGCCCAUGUGGAGUGCCCGCCUGCUCACGCCCAUGUGGAGUGCCCGCCUGCUCACACAAAGCCCUGGCAUGGUGGCUCUGUAGGUUUCCUGUCCUGCCAGCCGAGUCAGAUGCUGUUACUGUACAUUCUACUCAUGGUGGCUUUUUAAUACGUUUUUAUGUCAAGGACCCCUUUUAUAUUUCUCUCCACCUCGAGAUAAAGUGGGAAUAUUAGGGAUGAGAUGGAAGAGGAGAGGGUGUUUUUGUAAAAUUGAAUUCAGGACUGAUUUGUUAGCCUGGUGCUUUUUGUAUCAGACCUUGUAAUGAAUUUUCAUGAAUGCUGAUUAAAAGACAAACCUGUGA